GUCUGAGGAUCUUUCCCUGUCCACCACAAUCGUCCAGACCUCCGACCUAACCUUCUCAUUUGCCAGCCAACAGCUUUAUCACCAGACAGGGUUACAUCAUGACGUACAUCACAUUCCCGACAAACAACUUUUGGGACCCGAUGAUGCCCCUUCUAGCUUGCUUUAUGGGCGACUUGUGUUCCCUUCUUCGCUUGGGAAUGUCACCUGAGAGAAGUAUGGACAACUUGUGGAUUCAGUAUGAUGCGCUGGAGGAAAUGGUCCGUGCUAUUGACGAAAUCAAUUGGUUUGAAACUGAAUACGCCCGUCUACCCUCAGACUACGAAACCCUCUACGGCAAUCUCCGGCUGAUCGAACCUUUGGAUGCUCGGCGUCUGUUGCUCACAAGGCGAAACAAACAGCUUCUCAGACGCUGUGACAAGUUACUCACCAAUGACCGAUAUGACCCUUAUGACCUACCACAGUAUUACCCACUCUUACACCAGCUAGACCGGGGCCUUGCCCAUCUCAAGUCAAAUAUCGACAAUUAUCGAUUAUGCGUUCGAACCUGCAUUGAUGAGCUUGGCCGCGGGACAGUCCAGCCCUUGAAUAUACUGGACUUACCCAAUGAACUGCUUAUACUGAUAUUCAAUUUCUUACGCUGCCAUGAUCGUCUUGAUGGCUACAGGCACUACAACUCACCUAUUUACGUGAGACCGUCCUCUGACAUCCAGAAUACUCGCCUUACCUGCCGUAGAUUUUGUGCAGCUAGCUCACAUCUCCUUAUCAACUACAUCCACGUGGAGUGCCAAACCAAGUCAUUGGGCCGGCUUCUGGAAAUUUCUAAACAUCCUACCAUCAGCAAGGGUGUUUUUGGGGUUGUUGUCAAGCUUACUUCUUAUCAUCCGGUACUUGCAAACGAUCGGCGCGCAUUUGCUCGUGUCUGGGCUCAGAGACUCCGUAAUAAACUCGAUGAUCUGUGCGAAUCGGAUGAUCCAACUCCUUCUAAUGAGGAUUUAGAGAAUUGGCAUAAAGUAGAACAAGCUUGGGAGAACGUGGCUUCCAACGGUAGCGGUAGCCUUCACUCUGAGCCUUGCACCAAGGCGAUUCGAACCUGUCAUAUGGAAUUCAAAAAGAGAGUACUUGACCAAGAAUGUCUGGGUAAGGGCGGCAUUUUCGUCAGACUUACCGCUAUGGCCAUGUCGCAAAUGCCUUUGGCCCAAGAUUUAGCAUUUUACGAACCGAUUGAAUUCGAUGGUGAAUCACCUUUGCUAGCAAGCAAUGACCCUCUAGCAAUUGGGCGAUCAUUACUCUAUCCAUUUUCUUCAAAGGAACACGAAGCCCAUCACUGGAACCAUCAUUUGCCUUUCGGCAACAUACCCGACUUUCUAGCCGCUCUGCCGCCAGCAGGUGUCUCAAUAAAGACUUUAAAGAUUGAAAGUGGCGUAUGGAGCGCGAAUCUGAAUGAAGCCACCGUUUUGGUUUUCAAUCCCAUGUCGCACGACAAUAUUCGCCUCCUCGCAAGCAACUUAAAAUACGUCUCUUGUCAACUCCAUUCGCUAUAUGGAGAAACUUUGGACCAGUUGAUAAGCGACAACUCUCGGUUUCUGUCAGUAGUCUUAGAUACCGACAGUCUCACCGGGAUCGAUAUCCAUGUCGCGGAUACAAGGGAUUUCACCAAAUCCAGUGCUUGCAGCAUUGGUCCUAUAUUGAAUAGUCGAAAGCGUGAUCAAUUGAACAUGCUCCGUUUGUCAGAAGUAGCUAUCCAUGAAAAUGAGCUACAGCAGAUUAUUUCUUCACUCCAACCGAAGUCCAACAACCCCUACUCUGGAGUCCAGAUCCUACUCUCUUAUGUACAACUACUCAGUGGGUCGUGGGCUAGUGUAUUGGACUCCCUACAUGACAAGGUAGAUUACAGAUCGAUCCUCCGGCACCCAUAUGGAGGUGAAUGUGAGGAUAUGACGGACGACGAAUAUUGGAGGAUAUUUUCAGGUGGUGGGCGCCGGAGUUCGCUAGCCGAGAAGUACAUUCGAAAUGUGCCGCGAGGAAUUUCGAAUCCUAUGCACAUUACCUCUCCCGAUCUUGCUGAACCAGAAGUUUCCUAAAUGCAAUUGCGCAGUUUCCCAUUAGGGGUAUUAACAAAUGGACUCGUACCUGAAAAGUUUGACCUAAAAUAAUUACGGAGGUUUCAUUCCCUUACCCUCAUAUCUCACUGAAAUUCAGAUCAUAUCAAGAUCAGUCUU
Messenger RNA from Xylaria bambusicola, 2219 nucleotides. RefSeq lists its product as uncharacterized. The record is from RefSeq and is a predicted model, not a curated record. NCBI's taxonomy places the organism in Eukaryota, Fungi, Ascomycota, Sordariomycetes, Xylariales, Xylariaceae. The transcript has 2 exons. The coding region runs from base 99 to 2081 and encodes 660 amino acids.